AAGCAAAACAAAAUGACGUCACGUCCGUCUGUUGCCAACAGCGGCGGCUAAGCUAACGUGUUAGCGUCUGAAACAUGAGUUUCUUUUUACCAAAAUUGACGAGCAAAAAAGCCAUUGAUGAGGUUAUCAAGGGCGUAGCGGAGAAAGUGUUGGUGCUGAGGUUCGGGAGAGAUGAAGACUCGGUUUGUCUCCAGCUCGACGAGAUCCUGUCAAAGACUGCCCACGAUCUGAGUAACAUGGCGUCCAUCUACAUCGUUGAUGUAGACAAAGCACCCAUUUAUACCAGAUACUUUGACAUCAGCUACAUCCCCUCCACUGUGUUCUUUUUUAAUGGGCAGCACAUGAAAGUCGAUUAUGGGUCUCCAGAUCACACUAAGUUUGUUGGCAGCUUUAAAACCAAGCAGGAUUUCAAAGACCUAAUCGAGGUGAUUUACAGAGGAGCCAUGAGGGGGAAAAUGAUUGUCCAGAGUCCAAUAGAUCCUCAGAAUGUUCCAAAAUAUGAUCUUCUCUACCAUGGGAUUUAACAUCUUCUCUAGUGUCAUCUCUGUUACAAGACAAUAUCAAAGUGACACACUUCUAUUGACUGAUAAAUCCACUGAAUUCUUCUAGCCACUUAAAACUUGUGUGAAGAAGUUUGAAUAGUUUCAGGAGAAAACAAACAGUGUUUUCUUUACUCCUUUUCUUCUUAUUUGAAGUAUUUUUUCUUUUGUUGCAUCUAUAAUGAAGCAGCAAUUUUAUAGGUUAUCUUUUUGUGUGCGGAUAAUAAAGGCUGAAGUUAUUUUUCCCAUGGAAAACAGCCACAGACUGCUGAAGCAAUUGACUUUUAUGCCCAAUGUUAAAGAUUUGCUGUGAUAAUAAACCAUAAAGCUACUCAAA
Molecule: messenger RNA, 876 nt
Organism: Fundulus heteroclitus (mummichog)
Lineage: Eukaryota; Metazoa; Chordata; Actinopteri; Cyprinodontiformes; Fundulidae
Gene: txnl4b
Product: thioredoxin-like 4B
Exons: 3
Coding region: 75-524 (149 amino acids)
Biological process (GO): mRNA splicing, via spliceosome
Cellular component (GO): U5 snRNP; spliceosomal complex; U4/U6 x U5 tri-snRNP complex
Source: RefSeq, a predicted model, not a curated record